This is a messenger RNA of Aspergillus nidulans FGSC A4, 2421 nucleotides long. RefSeq lists its product as uncharacterized. Gene Ontology annotation, molecular function: DNA binding. The transcript is spliced from 5 exons. The record is from RefSeq and is a predicted model, not a curated record. Gene Ontology annotation, biological process: DNA integration; DNA recombination. Lineage: Eukaryota; Fungi; Ascomycota; Eurotiomycetes; Eurotiales; Aspergillaceae. Bases 1 to 2421 code for a protein of 806 amino acids.
AUGCGACACAUCAGUCGAGCGUUCGGGUCGGAUGAUGACAGCGGCACCAGCACCGAUGUAUCGUGCAUCUUCUCUGACGAGAGCACCGAUGAUGAAACCUUGGACAGUGCACCCGAAGAAGAAAGUGAUGAUGAUCUGGAGGAUGAUUCUGACAAUGAUUCAAUCCUGGAUAAUGAGGACGAACAGGAACGCCCUGCAGCGUACUACCUUAAAGAGGCUGAAUGCCUUGAUGUCUCGCAACUCCGACAGAAGCGAUACAGUCCAAGAACCCAGGCUAGCUUAGACAAAACACGGGAUUACUGGGACCGAUUCUGCUACGAAGGAAACCACGAUCCGAUUGAACGCUUUCACUGGCUUUCUGACUCUGAGGAAACCAUCCGAUUCUUCAAAGCGUUCUUCUCCUGGCGAUGCGAUCGGCGACGAAACAAGAAGGGAGGCCGGACACCAGGAAUACAAUACAAAAGCUCGUUAGAGACCUUCUGGAAAUGGUGGCACCUGGUUUACAAGGCGGAGGUUGGGCAGGGCCUAAACAAAGACCUCACUGUGAAGAUUCUGGAUGUACUGGCGAUCGUUGCUCAGGAGAAAGGCCUUAAAAACGGACGUCGACCGAAGGCAACUAUGUUCAUCGAAGACGUAGCGGAAUUCGCCCGCGUGCUCCUGUCAACGACAGAGAUGACAUUUCAGUUUGGGUGGCUUCGGAUACAACUGCUGCUCUUCUGCCAGCUGGCUGCCAUCACUGGUUGCCGACCAGGGGCUAUGCUUAACUUGCGUUAUCGGGACCUUGUGCUGACUCUAAUCCGUAAUCCGGAUGGAGGGCGUCCCCAGUUAUUUAUUUACUUCACGCCGGAGUUCACCAAGACUUUCCUGGGCGAGAAGGAAAAGAAUACCUUUCCCAUUCCUGAGAUUAUCUUUGACCCAACAUUGGUCUUGAGCCCUCAUGUGUUCCUUCUAGGGAUGCUGUUUCGUAUUCAGGGGUUCAAGAAUUUCUCAGAGAAUGGGCUCGUGUUGGACUGUCCUGAAAACUUGUAUAAACUUGGUGUCCUGGAUGGACUUGGACAACAAGAGCUGAAAUUGAAAGAUGAAAUUCUUGAUCAAUUUGUGUUCUGUCAGGCCGUCCGCGAACCAGACGGUAUUCGAAUCCUGUUGGGGGAGCAACUAACAGAAGGAGCACUGCGAUAUCGAAUGAAGCGGGGAGGUGAAAUCACAGGGUUUGAACAGGUCACCAAGCCCUACGGACUGCGGUAUGGAGCUGCAAAAGCAUUCAAUGACAGUCCGGAAGUUACAAACGAGCUCCAGAAUGUGAUGUUGCAGCAUGCUAGCAUCAAUACCUUUGUUAAACAUUAUAGUGUCGGCAUCCAUGUUGACGCUCAGGCGAUUGUUCGGGGGCUGCCAUCUCAGAAACAGCUGAUGCGGUUCGCAGCAUCGAUGAGCCGGUCGAUCGAUCCCCGCCGACCUUACAGGCUUGAGGACACUCGCUGUGUCAACGAAAUCCCUUGUGUGCGUGCUCUGCAGAACCGAGUCUCUGAAAGAAAACAAUACCGGGACAAGAUGAAGCGCGCUUUCGAGAAGGCAGAACAGGACUUUCAGCAAAACUUUGGGGACUAUGCACAUCACAAAGAAGUUAAGGAGCUACCGCCUCCCACUCGACAGGCACUUUACAGUUUGACGAAGUGCAAGAAAGAGUACACGCGAGCAAGCCAGAGAUAUUGCCGGGCGCAGCGUGUGUUUCGGAAUGAGUGGCAACGGCAACGAAACCGCUUAGUUCGUGAGAAUCUGGAAAGAUAUAAGAAUGAGCAGCCGGUGAUUGACAGCGAGAGGCAGCUUUCUGGGAAGUUAUUGGAUAGUGAGGUGAAGGGGGCUCUGGAGCGAACCGGGUAUAUGACCCCGCAGCAUAUGAUUCUAAUCGAUACCAUCUUGACCGCGCCAGGCUCAACUGUUGAAAAAGAAUAUCAGCGUCGGAUUGCUGCUAUCAAUGCUGUCAUUGCUUUCUGUGACGUGGAAGAGGGAUCACCUGUCAGACGACCAAAUGCUUUGCGGAAGCGUCCUGCUGUAGAUGCUUUACCAUCUACUCCACCUGCAAAAAGGCAACAUUGCCCUUUGCCUGACAGGGAAACAACCACUCUUUCUCAAGCAGUUGCAUCUGUCUGCGUGAAGAAUCGAGACGAACGGCCGACAAUUUGCUUUCUUUGCCUUGGAAAUCCUCGAAUGCCAGAAAAUAAGCGAUUUAAAAACUACAAUACCCCUGGAUCCCUUACCCGUCACUUUGUCGACAUCCAUGUCGUGCCAUAUCCAGAAGAUAUGCGGGUUAGAUGCAGCAUCUGCCAGGAGGAGUUGGAGAGCAAGGCAGCAUUACUAAACCAUGCUGAGAGGAUGCAUGGGACUGUCUCACGCCGCCCGUUGUCCGCCCUGGGCCCGAUAUAG